Poecilia latipinna (sailfin molly) is the source of this 3719-nucleotide messenger RNA. RefSeq lists its product as uncharacterized. The record is from RefSeq and is a predicted model, not a curated record. The transcript is spliced from 2 exons. The coding region runs from base 1 to 3282 and encodes 1093 amino acids. Gene Ontology annotation, molecular function: nucleic acid binding. Lineage: Eukaryota; Metazoa; Chordata; Actinopteri; Cyprinodontiformes; Poeciliidae.
AUGGACAGCUCCCACUGUUGUUCGGAUUGUGGAGCUGUGCUUCAGGCAGAUGAUGGUCAUGACCUGUGCCCUGCCUGCCUCGGGCAUGAUCACCUGGUUGAGGCCCUGUCGGAUAAUCCCUGCAUGAACUGCAGCUACAUGCCCCAUGCAGUGAAGGUGGCUCGACUGGCCCAGUUACGCCCCGAGUGUGGACAUGACCUUCCACCUUCUGGGCAGGUGACUGCACCUAGGCGCUCUAAGCGCAGGACUGAGGCCACAGCCUCUGUGGCUCCUCCUAAGAAGAAGCGAGCUAAGUCUGACCAGGGCCUUUCCACAAGGUUUGAACGGUUGUCUGCAGAGUUGGCGGAGAUGAAAUCCCUUUUUCAAGCACGUCAGGUGGUGGCCCCCCUGACUGGGUUCCCUUCCCCACCUAUGCCAGAGUUGGCUGUGGAGGACGAGGUGCUGUCUUUGGCUGCCUCUGCCUCUCACUUUGGGAAUGAGGAAGAGGAGGCACAGUCGUCUCGCGCUUCGGAGACUGGCUCACACUCUUCAUCUCAGAGUGCAGCUAGUGGGGCUGGUGACAGCUCGAUACGAGACAUCAUGCGUAUGGCCUUGAGACAACUGCAGCUGGAUGUCCCGCAAGAGGUGGACUCCGCUCCUGGCAGUGCCUUUUUCAGGCGUGGCCGAGGCCCUACUCCCUUUUCUGUCCCUCCAUCGGAGGAGUACCUCAGGGAGUUACAUGCUUGUUGGCGGGACCCUAAAGCCUUUUCGAAUCUCUCCCCAGAUGGUCGAGCAUUGGCAGCUAUGCAUGAGUCGGUCAAGGCGGGUUUGGACCGCAUGCCUGCGGUUGAACCUGCUGUUGCUUCGCUCAUCGUGUCUCCAGAUGAAGCACUGCGUGAUGAUGUUCGGUGCCCACGGGCUCAAUGUCGUUUUACAGAUGACUUCCUCUGUAAGGCAUAUAAUGCUGGAGCACGUGCCGGCCGCCUUGGCAAUUCCUUGGUGCACCUCAUGUUUGCACAUUCUGCAUCCCUUCAGGAUACCAAUGGGGCAGAUGCAGCUAUUGGCUUUAGCGAUGCAGCGCUUCAGGCCUUUGCAUUGAUGUCCAAAGAGCUUGGGCGUGUGAUGUCUUUUCUGGUCCAGGCUCGCCAACAGGUCUGGCUGGCUCAGUCCACGUUGACUGAAGCGUGCCGUAGGACCCUCUGCAGUGUUCCUGUUGUGCCAGGGGAGUUGUUCGGUUCUGCUGCCUUGGAAGCGCUGGACCGAACCGUUCAGGCGCGGCAGACUAGAGAACAGCUUUCAGGCCUCAGCAGAGGUAUGCCCCCUCCUCAUCGUAAUCCAGGGCGCCCAGCGGCUGGCCCCAGUAUUCGGCCGCUGCCUCAGGGUUCUGCUCGGCCUAGUGGGUCUUACCCUCGUCAUGUAGAGCAGAGAUCCAGCAGGGACUUUCGUGAGCUGGUCCGCCAACCGACCAGACACACCCGGGCCGCAGACGUUGGCCACCGCCCCCCCAGACCACCUAGGGGUCGGGGGGAGAGAAAGGUGACCGUCAUUGCCGACCCGGUGAAAGCGCAAGCCCUGGACCAGGAACUUUCCGCCCUCCUGUCCAAGGGUGCAAUCGAGGCAGUGGAUCCUCUGCGGCAACCCAGAGGCAGUGGCCUCUGGGUUGCACGUUUGGCACGUCUUUUUCUCGUGCCAAAAAAGACGGGCGGAUUUCGUCCCAUUUUAGAUCUCAGGGGACUCAAUCAGUAUUUAAAGGUCCUGCCUUUUCACACAGAGGUUUUGCGGGCUGUGACAAAGGGAGAAUGGUUUACAUCAAUCGACCUUGCAGAUGCGUACUUUCAUGUACCUAUUGCGGUGGAACAUCGUCGCUUUCUCAGGUUUGCCUAUCGGGGUCGCCACUGGCAGUUCAGUGUGCUCCCGUUCGGCCUCUCACUGUCCCCGAGGGUGUUCACUCGGUGCGUGAAAGCGGCCCUCUCUCCUCUGCAGGCCCAAGGUAUGAAGGUUCUGCCAUACCUCGACGACUGGCUUCUUUGCGCCCCGUCUCGGGAGCAGGCAUCUCGCGAUGCGAGUCGCCUGCUCGCUCAUGUGUCCCGGUUGGACCUCAGGGUGAACUGGGAGAAGAGCUGUCUGAUUCCUUCACAGACAACCACUUUUCUUGGGGUGGUUUUGGAUUCUCCCUCCAUGACAGCCUACCCAUCUGUCCAGAGGGUGGACGGCAUUCUCCGACUGGUGAGUCGAUUCAGGCUGGGCAGGCAGCUUUCUUACAUCGUCUUCCUGCGGCUGCUGGGCAAACUAACAUCAGUUACUCGGGUUGUGCCCUUAGGUCUGCUGUCUUUGCGCCCUUUGCAGAGGUGGAUCAACAGCUGGCGCCUGGAUGCAAGACUACACAGGCAUCGCAAACUUGUGGUAACGUGGCCAUGUCUUCGUGCCCUGAGUCCAUGGAGAGACAGGGCCUCCUUGUCCAGGGGCGUGUCCAUGGGGGUGGUUGUGUAUCGCAGGGAGGUGGUCACAACAGAUGCCAGCUCCAUGGGAUGGGGUGCUGUGUGGCAACACAGGGCAGUCCAGGGCCGCUGGUGUCCACAGGAUCGCUCCAAACAUAUAAAUGUAUUGGAGCUGCAUGCUGUGCAUUUGGCACUCAGGCACAUUUUGCCCCACCUGCAGGGGAGGCAUGUCCUGAUUCGGUCAGACAACACCUCUGUUGUCUACCACAUCAACCACCAAGGUGGCACCAGGUCAGCACAGCUUCUGAAGGAGUCCCAGGAUCUCCUGGAAUGGGCGUCUGUUCACCUAUCCACCCUGCGGGCGGUGUACUUGCCAGGGCUGCACAACCAGGUAGCAGACUCCCUUUCCCGACAGGCGCCGGCUCCGGGAGAGUGGUCCCUCCACGGCGAUAUAGUCCGCCUGAUCUGGGACCUUUUCGGUCAGGCAGAAGUCGACCUUUUCGCCACGGAGGAGUCGACUCAUUGUCCUCUAUGGUUUUCCCUUACAGGGGCGGCAGGUGCUCUGGGCCAGGAUGCCUUGGCCCAUCCUUGGCCAAGAGUCCUCCUAUAUGCCUUCCCCCCCCUUUCCCUGAUAUGGCCGACUCUUCAGAGAGUUCUCGAGGAGGGCCACAAGAUGUUGCUGGUGGCUCCAUAUUGGCCGGCACGGCCAUGGUUCCCUCUUCUACGGAGUCUGUGUCACGGUGUCCCAUGGUGUCUUCCGACCAGGAGGGAUUUACUGUCUCAGUUGGGGGGUCAGAUAUGGCAUCCCGACCCUCAACGCCUCCGGCUGUGGGUGUGGCCACUGGGAGACUUGAACAGCAGCUGACUGGGUAUUCAGGUCCUGUCAGGCACACUAUUUUGAAUGCCAGGGCAUUCUCCACUCGUCAGCAAUAUGAAAACAGAUGGCGUCUGUUUUCCCGGUGGUGCUCUGCCCACAAUACUGAUCCAGUAACCUGUCCGGUUCCCACUAUUUUGGAAUUUCUUCAGUCGCUUCUUGAUGAGGGACGUUCUCCUUCUACGCUUAAGGUAUAUGUAGCGGCUAUAUCAUCUUGUCAUGCUGACGUUGAUGGCUGUACAGUGGGGAGCCAUAAGCUGGUUUCUCUUUUUUUGCGUGGUGCUCAUAGGCUGCACCCGCCAACAAUUCCGCGAGCACCAGUUUGGGACCUGUCUUUGGUCCUCAGUGCUCUGUGCCGCCCUCCAUUUGAGCCUUUGGUUCAUACAGACCUCAAAUGGGUGUCAUGUAAAACGGCUUUUUUGUUGGCU